Serendipita indica DSM 11827 is the source of this 1086-nucleotide messenger RNA. The record is from the annotation of a GenBank genome assembly. NCBI's taxonomy places the organism in Eukaryota, Fungi, Basidiomycota, Agaricomycetes, Sebacinales, Serendipitaceae.
AUGCCUAGCUUCAAGCUUUCAGUCCUCGUCACUCUCCUCGCCUCGUCUUUGAUUGCAAAUGCCGCCCUUGAACAUCAGCUGGAACGACGAAACCACGAACCAGAAGUGUUUGAAGAGUCGGAUCUCUACAAGCGCGGCGAGACGAGCAGCAGCUUACACCCAACGCCCACGACGACUUCAACGACAAAUACGAGAAGGCGAGCAACCCAGGAGCCUAGCAGGCAGUUAACUGACACCGCAUGCAGGAGAGGCGGUCUGAGAUCCGUUGGAUGCAGCAAGCUUGGUGAGGAAGCCCGGUCUAAGGCCCGCACGGCGGCAAAGGCCUACCUUAACACAUUUUCGGGAUACAAAACAAAGAUCGAGUACUGGCGCCUCAAGUGCACGCAGGAUGCAAGCGACAAGCACAAGGUGCACGUUUCUAUCAUUCCUAUGGAAUCACAGGGAGUUGUAUACAAGGGACUCAGGCCCCACGAAACGUCCAUCGAGGUCUCGUCGAUUGGGGCCACAGCGGCCCACCAUACUCACACUACUCACACUGUUCAUGCGACACAUCCACCUACUGCGACAGCGACAACAACAACAACUCGGCCAUCACCCGCUGGUAAUCUGAAUCGACGCUCACCCGAACCAGAGCCAGAGGUGUAUGACCUGCACGAUUUCAUCAAGCGGGACAGUGUCUCCACCUCUUCGCACACACAAACUUUCACAAGCACCGCCAGUACUCCCACGCAAACUCGCGCUGCGCACCAACGUAACGGUGGCUUGCGCUCAGUCGGAUGCAUCAAACUCGGCCAAGAAACCGUCUCCAAAGCGCGCGAAGAGGCUCGUCACUACAUUACCUCGUACACACACAACAGGGGCAAGAUUCAGUACUGGCGCUACGUGUGCAAACCCGAUGCCACCAACAAGCAUACGGUGCACGUUUCUAUCAUUCCUAUGCAGUCUAAAGGCAUUCCGCUUGUUGGUGGCGUGCCCAAGUCGACAAUACUUCAUACUACUUCGGUCGCUGCCGCUGCUAGUUCUUCGGGAACGGCAACGGCUACUGGUACUAGCACACACGCGACAGCAUCAGCCAAGUCCUCCUAG